Rotaria sp. Silwood2 is the source of this 393-nucleotide messenger RNA. The record is from the annotation of a GenBank genome assembly. NCBI's taxonomy places the organism in Eukaryota, Metazoa, Rotifera, Eurotatoria, Philodinida, Philodinidae.
AUGCCAUAUUCCGAUCAACGAGCAAAAGAUUUUUUUAAAGAUAUAGAACAUCUUAUUCAUCAACUUUAUACCAAUCCACUGCCUCGUAAAUUAUUUAAUCGUGCUCAGAGUGUACAUCGAAUUAUCAAAAGCAUCCAACAUAAAAUCAACAAUCAAAAUAUUAUUAUUCGAUCUACUGAUAAAAGUAAAGUAUUUCAUCUACGUAGUGUGCAAGAUUAUCAUCGUAAAGCACUACAAUACAUGAAUAAAAUUAAUGUUUAUACAGAAAAUUUAUACGAUAUUAAUACAUGCCAUGAACAUAUUGAAAAUGUUUUAACAAUUAUUGAUCCAAUGUUGAAAAAGAAAAAUAUUAAUCUUGAUCUAUGGAGAUCUUAUAUGAUUCCCAAUGAAUAA